AUGGACGCGGUUAAUGAUAAUAAGAGUAAAGAAUUAAAAGAACAAAAUUAUAAAUCUCAAUAUGAGAUAAAUAUGAAUCCAGAUGAAAAAUACAUAUAUCAACAGUAUCAAGCAUUUGCGAAAAGCGGAAAUAAUGUAGCACAAUACAACUUAGGACGCUGUUAUCAAUAUGCUAAAGCUUUCAAAACCGUUCUUUGUUGGACGGUAGCAGCUCUCAACAACAUAUCCGUAGCCCUACUAAUAGCGCGUUCAUUAGACGAUAUGUUGGUAUCUGAAACAAAGAAGCGCAGUAUCCCUCUCAUGUUUAUGAGUUUGACUCUAGGAUUGGGGUUGCAAAAGCCUUGCGACGUCUUGAUUGAAUAUACAGGUGUGAUUAUUAAAAUUGAUUGUUAUAAAUUCUAUUAUAUUCAUG
This is a messenger RNA of Funneliformis geosporum, 412 nucleotides long. The record is from the annotation of a GenBank genome assembly. NCBI's taxonomy places the organism in Eukaryota, Fungi, Glomeromycota, Glomeromycetes, Glomerales, Glomeraceae.